This is a messenger RNA of Saccharomyces eubayanus, 1701 nucleotides long. It is a transcript of the gene CDH1, whose product is annotated as Cdh1p. Gene Ontology annotation, biological process: anaphase-promoting complex-dependent catabolic process; positive regulation of anaphase-promoting complex-dependent catabolic process; positive regulation of ubiquitin protein ligase activity. Bases 1 to 1701 code for a protein of 566 amino acids. The record is from RefSeq and is a predicted model, not a curated record. The transcript has a single exon. Gene Ontology annotation, molecular function: protein binding; anaphase-promoting complex binding; ubiquitin ligase activator activity. Gene Ontology annotation, cellular component: anaphase-promoting complex. Lineage: Eukaryota; Fungi; Ascomycota; Saccharomycetes; Saccharomycetales; Saccharomycetaceae.
AUGUCUACAAACUCAAACCCGUUCAUGAAUAAUACACCUUCUUCCUCUCCACUUAAGGGUUCUGAGAAUAAGAGGAUAUCGAAACGGCCGAUCUCCAGUUCGUCAUCUGCCUCACUAUUAUCCUCCCCCUCCAGACGAUCGAGGCCGCCUACAGUAUAUGGUGAUAGAUAUAUUCCUAACAGAACUGACAUAGAUUUGAAUUCUAUCGUUUCAAUCAGUAGCAUAACGAACGUUCCUGCCCUCAACCCAUCGAGUACAGAGGAUCAAGUCGAGUACCAAAAGGAAAGACAAGCACAUGAAACGUACAACACUCUGUUAAAGAAUGAGCUUUUUGGUGAGAUGCUUAGUAAGGAUACAGUAGGGCCAGAAAGUAGUAUAGACCGUAUAAAGAACACUAGGCCAUCUACUAUGGGCGUUGUACAUGCAGAAAAUUCAAGUAACCGUGGUUAUGAGCUGGAACGAGUAUCAACACCGCCACCUGAAGGGGCUGGUUUAGAAGACUUUUCUCCACACUCUACGCCAGUCACGCCUCGACGUCUUUUCACUUCACAGCAAGAUGAAGUCAUACGGCCUUCCAGUAGCUCGGUGAGAGGCGCCAGCCUGCUAACCUAUCAACAACGCAAAGGUAGAAAACUCUCAGCAGCAUCUUUGUUACAGUCACAGUUUUUUGAUUCAAUGUCGCCAGUUAGGCCAGAUUCGAAACAAUUAUUGUUGUCACCGGGAAAGCAAUUCAGACAAAUAGCGAAGGUCCCUUAUAGAGUUCUAGAUGCUCCAUCUUUAGCAGACGAUUUUUAUUAUAGUUUGAUAGAUUGGUCGAGCACAGACGUCUUGGCAGUCGCCCUUGGGAAGUCUAUAUUUUUAACGGACAAUAAUACGGGGGACGUUGUGCAUUUGUGUGACACGCAAAACGAAUAUACAAGCUUAAGCUGGAUUGGAGCAGGCUCUCACCUAGCAGUUGGCCAAGGCAACGGGCUUGUAGAAAUUUAUGACGUAAUAAAAAGAAAAUGUAUAAGAACAUUAUCAGGACAUGUCGAUAGAGUGGCGUGUUUGUCUUGGAAUAAUCAUGUGUUAACAUCUGGAAGUAGGGACCAUCGAAUACUGCAUAGAGAUGUAAGAAUGCCGGAUCCUUUCUUCGAAACUAUAGAGUCGCAUACUCAGGAAGUCUGCGGCUUGAAGUGGAAUGUAGCAGAUAAUAAGCUUGCAUCAGGUGGUAACGAUAAUAUGGUUAAUGUUUACGAGGGAACUUCCAAAUCCCCAAUCUUGACAUUUGAUGAACAUAAGGCUGCUGUUAAGGCAAUGGCUUGGUCUCCUCACAAAAGGGGCAUUUUAGCUACAGGCGGUGGAACAGCGGAUAGAAAAUUGAAAAUUUGGAAUGUCAAUACUUCGACGAAGAUAAGUGAUAUAGACAGUGGCUCUCAGAUAUGUAAUAUGGUAUGGUCAAAAAAUACGAACGAACUUGUGACAUCGCAUGGUUAUUCAAAAUAUAACUUAACUUUAUGGGAUUGUACUUCCAUGGAUCCAAUCGCAAUUUUGAAGGGACACAGUUUCAGAGUCCUUCAUUUGACCUUAUCUAAUGAUGGGACCACUGUUGUUUCUGGAGCUGGAGACGAAACAUUACGAUAUUGGAAGCUUUUUGACAAGCCAAAAGCGAAAGUUCAACCAAAUUCGUUGAUAUUUGAUGCAUUCAAUCAGAUCCGCUAA